Amphimedon queenslandica is the source of this 2081-nucleotide messenger RNA. RefSeq lists its product as uncharacterized. The transcript has 4 exons. Gene Ontology annotation, cellular component: nucleus. Bases 48 to 1943 code for a protein of 631 amino acids. The record is from RefSeq and is a predicted model, not a curated record. Lineage: Eukaryota; Metazoa; Porifera; Demospongiae; Haplosclerida; Niphatidae. Gene Ontology annotation, biological process: regulation of transcription by RNA polymerase II.
CAUGUACGCCAGAUCCCCAGUCCCAUUCUUCACCCUCUCCUCAACCUAUGGACAGAUAUUGUUCUCCUUCGGGAGCCUCAUCUCUCUCUCCUUCUGUUGCUAUUAACUCAUCUCCAGUAAUCUCAAGCAACAAGAAAGCAUUCUCCAAGUCUCCCAUGAUUUGCCUCAUACGUGCUAGUGUCCGUCCCACCCCACCCUCCAGUCCGUCUGCCAUUUCUAAUUCCUCACCUUUUUCAAAUAAGUCAAUGAAUGCUGUUGAGCAGCUUAAGCAGCUCUCACAUAACAAAGUGAAGAGGAAGAGAAAGAGAGAGCAUAGUUCCACUGGUAUUGUUACCAGGUCAAAGAUAAAGAGAAGAUUAACAAGCUCAAUGGAAGAGACCACCAAUGCAAGCACCAGCACUUCUGAUUCAUUGACCAAUGCUUCUAAUACAGCUCCUAUCUCUUCAACCAGUCCUCCUAUCUUUAUUGCUAACUCUAAUUCAACCAGUCCUGCAGCUAGUGCUCUAACCAGUGUUAGUCCAUCAAUAAAUUCUGCUUUACCCAGUGCCUCUACCAGUGUUUCAUCCAACAUUCCAACCUGUAUUUUGUCCAGUUUUCCCCCCAAUAUUCCAACCAAUAUUUCAUCCAGUGCUUCCCCCAAUAUUCAAAGCAGUGUCUCUACCAGUAUUUCCCCCAAUAUUCCAACCAGUAUUUCAUCCAGUGCUUCCCCCAAUAUUCAAAGCAGUGUCUCUACCAGUGUUUCCCCCAAUAUUCCAGCCAGUAUUUCAUCCAGUGUCAGUGCUCCUCCUUCUCCUAGACUGUUCCAUGGUAAGCAGUGCUUCAUUAGACUCCCAUUGAUGAAGAAGCCACUCACUAAACUUUACUCCUCAGUUCCUAGGCUCUGUGUUGAAAAAUUAAAAAACAUUCCCUCAUUUGUAGACAAAGGCAGCACUGGAACUCAAUCUCCUAUGUCUCUUUCCACUUUAUUGUCUCAUACUCCUCCUGCUAAACCCUCUCGACUAUCAUUGCCAAUAACUAGAUCAUCUAAAGUGAAAUCAGUUUGUAUUCAAAGACACUCUGCCUCCUCUUCAGUUUUGUGUCCAUCUUCUUCUCCACUAGUGCAGCAACAGGGCUCCUCCUCAUCUCCUCAAACCAGAUCACCAUCCUUCCCUGUCCUUUUAUCAUUACCAGCUUCUCCCUCUGGCUCCCUAUCCAGCUCCUCCUCUAUUCCUCACUCUCAGUUAUCUUCACAUCAAAACUCACCCACUCCUUCCCUCUCCUGUCCUGUAUCAGUAUCAAUUACUAAAGACCAAGUGACAAGAUCAAGAGGACGUAUUCUUAAAAGAUCAUCACUCAAUGGUUCUGCUAGUGGUCCUUCUCAUAUUAUAGGACGUGGGUCGUCCCGUCAGUUUGGUAAUACCAGUAAAGUAUCAGGAGGUGGUCCUGUUAAUAAAGAUACUGGUACUGCUGGAGCCAGUGGGAGAGGAGGGAGGGCUAAGAGGAACAGUGACAGUUUUAAUGGAGACUCACAGUCUUCAGAUGAGAGGAGGCCAAAGAAGAGAAGAGGUGUUGUAUCUGAUGAUGUCAGGCCUCCUAAUAUAGUAGACUGGUCCUGUGCCCUCUGUAAUCUUGGUAAUAAUGCUAGUGAGCUCAGUUAUCUGUAUGGACCUUUAAACAAUGUUAACAACAGAACAGAAGAUGUAUGGACCCAUUGGAAGUGUGCAGUGUGGGCAUCAGGUGUGUAUUUUGAUGGUGAUGAGCUAAAAGGAUUAUCUGAAGCUAUUGAAGAAGGACAAUCAUUAGUUUGUUGUAAGUGUAAUAAAUCUGGUGCUACAAUUAUAUGUCAUCUUCACUCUUGCAAGAGACCUUAUCAUUAUCCUUGUGCUGUACAAGAAGGUUGUCAUUUCAAUCAGAGUCAGUUCAUUGUUACUUGUCCAGCUCACUCUACACCAACAGAUCUUUAAAUUAUUAUUAUACUGACUGUAUACACAUACAAACACACAGACAUUGUCUCUCUCUUUAUCUUUCCUCUUGUUACACAUUAAGGAGUGUUCCUUAUAGUCAUAAUCAUUGGCUUAAUAAAGUAAUGGUGAAAUUAAUAG